This is a messenger RNA of Fulvia fulva, 1578 nucleotides long. Its product is annotated as Pre-rRNA-processing protein crb3/ipi3. NCBI's taxonomy places the organism in Eukaryota, Fungi, Ascomycota, Dothideomycetes, Mycosphaerellales, Mycosphaerellaceae. The record is from RefSeq and is a predicted model, not a curated record. Gene Ontology annotation, biological process: rRNA processing; DNA-templated DNA replication. The coding region runs from base 1 to 1578 and encodes 525 amino acids. Gene Ontology annotation, cellular component: nuclear pre-replicative complex. Gene Ontology annotation, molecular function: protein binding. The transcript has a single exon.
AUGCUCACCGAGUCCUUCAUAGCCUCUGUGGGCGUGUCCGCCAAGGCCGCUGGCACCAACGUGGCCAAAGAUGCGACCAUUCUCCUGCACGAGUACCAGCCACUAUCACAGCAGCGAGCAAUUUACAAAAAGUCUGCAACGCCGCGGAAUUGUCUUGCAGUGAGCGAGACUCAUAUCUUCGCAGCGCAGGCCGACAAAGCUGCUGUGCAUGUGUACAACCGAGCAAAGGGAAACCAGGAAGCUACUGUGCCCUUCACGGAGCGCAUCUCCUCCAUCGCAUUGGCUUGCGAUGAUUCUGUACUGAUCAUUGGAACUGUCGAGGGCAGGGUCUUUCUGUGGGAGAUAUGUACAGGACGACAGGUGACCACUGGACAGUUGCAUCUUCAAGCUGUGACCGCAUUAGCAGUUGACCCAACAUCGAAUUUUCUGCUUUCGGCGUCCAAGGAUUCGACAGUGCUCGUGUGGUCGAUACCAGCAUUGCUCUCGUUCUCGAGCAUCAACAUAGUCUCUCAGCUCCGCACAUUUGAUUCUCACCAUUCGGAAGUGGUUACGUUGGCUGUAGGCCACAGCUCAUCGCGCUGCAAUAUUGCAGUGACUGCUUCCAAGGACAAGACGUGCUUGGUAUGGGAUUACCACACUGGCAACCUCUUGCGAACCUAUCUGCUGCCGGAUGUGCCACUCAGCAUCGCACUGGAUCCAGCCGAUCGUGCUGUCUAUAUCGGGUACGAGGACGGUAGCCUCCAACAGCUAGACCUCUACACUGCUCCAAGCGGUGCAUUGGACGCUGUACAAAAUGCAGCAGAUGCCACUACGCCGCUCUUGACACCUAACUCGUCACGAUGGAAGCUACAAGAUACGACACACGGGCCUGCUUUGAGUCUCAGUGUUUCUUUUGAUGGCAGCGUUGUGACUUCUGGCCACCAGUCAGGCACUGUGGUGGCGUGGGAUACUGCCCGAGGUAACUUCAUCUCGUCUGUAGUACAGCCACCGCUGCCUGGUCCGGUGAAUAACCUCUCUUUCUUACCAGUGGAUGGAUUUGGCAGGAGAGAUGGCUCAAGCACAACCAAGGCUGUCGAAAUCGUGAAGCCAAAAUUCGGUGCAUUUGACAGUGGUGGUAGUGGCACAGUACCCGGCAACUACACGAUCAAGACGCAAUUCGCUUCGUCGCUUACAUUUUCGGACAACGUGGAGCCUUCGAGUAGCUUCAUCGCUGCUUUGACGGCGCCGAUGUUUCCUACUGCUCUGCUGGAUGAAGGUCUUGCCGAGCUUGCAUCCUGGAACAGUGCGCCAGCCCGCGGGUCAGACCACAAAGAGCAUGAAGGUGACGAUUCUAUGGCCCUCGACAAUGCAGCCGACAAACCCAACGCGCCCAGUGUCGAGGACGAAAAUACUGAUCUGAAACGCCAGGUCGCAGCAUUAAGAAGAGUGCAGCAGAAGACAUUUGAAAAGAUGGACAAGCUCAACCUUGAGAAGAAGGGGCUAUUGCAAAGGGAGCAAAAGAGACUAGCCAGCAAGGCCAUCAGGAACUCCAAUGGCCAUGUCAAAGCUGACACUUCAAGUGACGAAGACAUGGGUUGA